AGAGAAUGGGAUCAUACAGUUUUGAUGAUGUGUGUUUCUCUUGCAAGAGAGGCUUAACCAAGUUCUGAUGGAGAAGAAGAAGGAAUCAAGAUCAGGAAUGGAGAUAAUGAACUUGCUUCAGAAAGAAGGGCGGCAACGUGGGACUUGGAAUGGGAAGAAGGACUUAGGUUCCAGGAAGAGUAACUUUUUAUUGGUCUUAUCUAUUAUGUCAUGCUUGAAUUCUUUGACUAGAGUCCCAACUGGGCGGAUUGUUCUAGAAUUGCCUGUUGGAAUGUUGGAUGAUGACCAAGGUGAUUUUGUUGGCACGGUAGUUUGUGAGCAUGAAAGCUGAAAAUAAAACGGUUGGUGCCUCAAUUGAAGCGUCUGUGUAUUACUUAAUGAGAAUGAACUAUUCCUUUUGUCUUUUUUAUUUUUACCAUUUUGGUGGUUCCUUUGAAGUGAUGCUUUCUCACAGCAACCUAGACUUUGAAAAGUUUGUGGUGUCCUAGAUGCCUUAAUUUAUCUGUGCCUUUUCAUAUAGAGUUGCUGUCAUUUAUAUAUAUAUAUAUAAAAGAAUAAAAAGCCUCUGUUAAAGUUUUAUUUAUGGUAUGCAAAGGCUUAGAACUUUGUUAUUUGGGGGUAUGUAUGUAUGGAGUGUUGCAAUAGUUUAGUGCAUGGUUCUGAGAUAUUGCUUUGAACCUUUUAAUGCUAACCAAAAUAAUAUUACCUUACUAUCCUUUAACAUGCAGGAGUCAAGGGCAAAUUUCUUAUUGCCAUCUCCAAUAACUUCAUCAAAUGAACUUGUCAUCGUGUGGGACCCAGAACUGGGCAGGAUAAAUACCUCUGAACACAAGCAACUAAAGUUGGCUAGGAGUUUAACUCGUGGUAUUAUUGACAGGGAUCUUAAGCCAAGCUCUAAUGAACGGAAGAUAAUCCAAAGAAUUUUAAAAUAUCCACCAACAAGGGCUUUGAGUGGAGAUGAAAGACAGCUGCUUUGGAAAUUUUGCUUCUCAUUGAUGUCUGAUAAGAGGGCACUAACAAACUUUCUAAGAUGUGUUGAAUGGAGUGAUGUUCAGGAAGCAAAGCAGGCAAUCAAACUAAUGGGUAAGUAGGAAAUGAUUGAUGUGUGUGAUGCAUUGGAGCUUCUAUCACCACUAUUUGAAAGUGAAGAGGUAGGCCUAAGUAAGAUUAGGAUGGCUUAAAACUGUUAGUUUCCCUUUCUCGGAACUCAGUAUGCUGUCACAGUGAUCUAGGCUGCUGUAUUGUAGCCUUAUCACUCACUAGGCUUAAUGGCAUAGAGAAGCUUAUAUUGUAAGGCUGGAUGAACUUUUGGAACUGGAAAGAGUUGAAUUCAAUUAUCCAUAGAGUAUCACAUCAACAGUUUAUCUAGAUUUGUAGAUAAUCUACAAUCUUAUUUGUAACUGAUUAAUGCUUAAUUCUCAAUCACUCUUGAUAGUUUAAAGGAGAACAAUGUUGGCACUCUUAUGGCUCCAUCUGGAAUUCAUACUAAUGCUUCUCAACCUUUUAAUAGAUCAGCUUUAUAUGAUAUUUCAAAUUAUAAGUGAAUAAAUGUGUGAAAAAUUUUAUAUCAUUAUUAAAAUUUAGAUUGGUUUUCAUAUGUUUUACAUCAUUUUUAUCUUCAUCUUUAUGUUUUGUUUUAUGUUAAUCUCCAACUUAUUUGCUUAAUCCUUUUGAGCAUAGUGUCAAGAGAAAGAAAAACUGUGAUGAUGUUGUUUUCCCUGUCAUUGACUCUAGCCAAGGACAGAAGUUAAGGAAGGAAAGUUUUGAUUUUUUUAGAGCUUGUGCAACGAAAUCAUUAGUCUCUUCUUCUAUAACGUUACUUAGAUAUUAGGGACCCUAUAUACAAAUCCAAGUAUUGUGGUGCAUUAAUGUGGUAUGAUGAGCGAACUAAGAAAGAUCGCUACCCAAUCAAUCCAGAAUUCACUUUGUGUUGUAUGAAUGGCAAGGUUCAAUUGCCUUUUCUCAAGCCUGCUCCUGAUUUACUCACCCAUUUACACAAAGCCGAAUUUCCUAUGCAAUCUUAGGGUGUAUAAUAUGAUGUUUGCAUUUACAUCUUUUGGAGGUAAAGUUGAUCCGUUGAUCAAUCAAGGUUCAAAUCCUCCUAUUUUCAGACUUGGGAGUCAAAUCAUCAUUAUGUGGGCAGUCUUCUCCUUGUUCCAAAUGAGAGUCCUAAAUUUGCCCAACUUUACAUCUUUG
Molecule: messenger RNA, 2196 nt
Organism: Rubroshorea leprosula
Lineage: Eukaryota; Viridiplantae; Streptophyta; Magnoliopsida; Malvales; Dipterocarpaceae
Source: the annotation of a GenBank genome assembly